CAGUUGUAUUUUUUGUUCUUGACGGGGUGGGGGUGGUGCAAAAUCGAGGGCUUUUCCUCUUUCCACUGUCUCCAAAUAUUCUCUCUACGGUUUCCUGCAAUUUUGUGAACGUGGAUCUUUAAGGUCAACUUGUUUCUAUGUGUUGAAUUGAAAUCCUAACCCUUACUGCACUUUCCUGGUAUCUUAUUGCACCUUCAAUUCGGGGUUUAGCUAUAUGGGAGCAUAAACUUUGAGAUUUUUCGUUUUGGAUCUCGAGGUUUAGCUCUAUCGUCGAGGUUAGGAUUUACGAGAGGUGAAAUCUGUGUUAAUUGGAGCGUGUUUGUCGGCGAAUUUUUUUCAGUAAUUGGUGAGAUCAAGGGGUAGGAUUAGGGUUUUAGUCGAUGGCUUCGAAUCCUCCAUUUCACGUGGAAGAUCAGACCGAUGAAGAUUUCUUUGAUAAACUUGUUGAGGAUGAUUUGGUGGAGCCUGUUAAGUCUGGUAAUUAUGAAGGGAAUGAUUCUGAUGAUGCUAAAGCGUUUGCGAAUCUGAGUAUCAGUGAUGUUGAUGCUGCUGCAUUUGAGAAUUCUGAUUUUGGGGAAAGUGGGGUUGAACUCCAAGAGGAAUUAGGUACUGUAAAAUCUGAUGUGGAUUUGGUUGGUGGACAUGAUGAUGACAAGGAGGGAAGUUUGUUGAAGGCUUCUAGUUCAGUUGAGUGUGAUAGUAAGAUUGAUCUCAGUAAUAAAGAGAUUGGGACGGGAUUGGAGGUUACGGCGGUUGCAACUGUUGUGGAGAGCAAUGAGAUUGCUAGUUCAGGGAUUAAGGAGAAGGAUUGGAAUUCUUUUCAUGCUGAUGCAAAUGGAGACAUUGGGUUUGGAUCAUAUUCUGACUUUUUCAGUGAGUUGGGAGAUCAAUCUGCUGAUUUUCCGGUGAUUUCCCACGAUAAUUUAAAUAGUCAGGCGAUUCCUAGUAAUGAAGUUCAAACCGAUGGCUUUAAUACUUCAGUUGAUUACUUGCAGCAUCAAGGGGUUCAAGGUUAUGGUAGUUCUUUUGAAAAUCACACGGACAAACAAGUUGAUGGCUUAAAUACUUCGGUCAAUUAUGUGCAAUAUCCAGAGGGGGGAACUUAUGAUGCAUCUUCAGGCCAACACAAUAAUGGACAAGAUCUGAGUAGUAGUCAGAAUUGGGAGGAUCUUUAUCCUGGAUGGAAGUAUGACCAUACCACUGGGCAAUGGUGUCAAAUAGAUGGCUACGACACAACAGCUACUAGUCAACAAACCGCUGAAGCCAACACACCUGCGGAUUGGGCCUCUGAAGCCAAUACAGCUGUGGAUUGGGCUGCUGCUUCUGAUGGAAAAACCGAGAUCUCUUAUGUGCAGCAAACUGCACAGUCGGUUGCUGGAACUUUGGCAGAAACUGGCACAACUGAAAGUGUAUCUAGCUGGAAUCAGGUUUCACAAGGAAAUAAUGGGUACCCGGAGCAUAUGGUUUUUGAUCCUCAAUAUCCUGGUUGGUAUUAUGACACAAUUGCCCAAGAAUGGCGCUCAUUGGAAACUUACAAUUCAUCCAUACAGUCUUCUGUUCAUGGACUUGAAAAUGGGCAUACUUCUACCAAUACUUUCUCCCUUAACGAUAAUAACAGUUUGAAUAGUGAGUAUACCCAAGCUGGUAAUUAUGGAUCACAGGGUGUCGGUAGUCAAGCUGUAGAUGGUAGCUGGGGUGGUUCAUAUGGUGUUAACCAGCAAGUUAAUCAUUCUUAUGGUUCAAGUAUGUCUGGGUUCAAUGAUCAAGAAAGUACUUCUAGUUCCUUUGGAUCAGUUUCAUUAUACAAAAACAAUGGAAACCAUGCUCAUGGUUUGACUAAUGGAACUUUUGAACCAAAAACUUUUGUCCCUGGUGGGGACAAUUUUCAUCAAUUUAAUUAUUCACAUACAAAUUUUGAUGAAAAAAAACAAUUCUCGAAUGUUUUUGCUGAAAAUCAGAACUCCCAGAGUUACUCCCAGCCAUCAAUCCAGGGUGGAUAUCAAUAUUCGUAUGCCCCUCAUGCUGGAAGAUCAUCCGCUGGACGUCCUUCUCAUGCGCUUGUAACAUUUGGAUUUGGUGGAAAACUCAUCGUAAUGAAAGAUCCAAGUGUUUUGAAUGCAUCAUAUGGAAGCCAGGAUUCUGUACAAGGUUCCAUUUCUGUGCUGAACUUGACGGAAGUUGUCACGGGAAGCAUCAAUUCUUCUACUAUUGGAAAUGCUACUGGUGAUUAUUUUCGUGCUCUAAGCCAGCAAUCUUUCCCAGGUCCAUUGGUUGGUGGUAGUGUUGGAAGUAAGGAGCUGUACAAAUGGUUAGAUGAGAGGAUUGCACGCUGCGAAUCACCUGAUAUGGAUUAUAAGAAAGGUGAAAGGUUGAGACUCCUCCUCUCCUUGCUUAAAAUAGCUUGUCAGCAUUAUGGAAAACUACGUUCUCCUUUUGGUACAGAUACCAUACUGAAAGAAAAUGAUGCUCCCGAGUCGGCAGUUGCAAAGCUUUUUGCAUCUGCCAAAGUUAGUGGCACAAAGUUCACUCAAUAUGGGAUGCCAAGUCAUUGCUUGCAAAAUUUGCCUUCUGAUGAACAAAUGAGGGUAAUGGCUUCGGAAGUACAAAAUCUUCUUGUCUCUGGGAAAAAGAUGGAGGCUUUACAGCAUGCACAAGAAGGACAAUUGUGGGGACCUGCACUUGUUCUUGCUUCACAACUCGGUGAGCAGUUCUACGUUGAGACAGUAAAGCAAAUGGCACUCCGCCAGUUGGUUGCGGGGUCACCUCUACGCACAUUAUGCCUUUUAAUUGCUGGCCAACCAGCUGAAGUAUUCUCUACUGGAACCUCUAUUAGUGGACAACCUGGUGCUUUUAAUUUGCCUCAGCAGUCUGAACAGGUUGCAUGUAAUGGUAUGCUUGAUGAUUGGGAGGAGAAUCUGGCUGUAAUUACUGCAAACAGAACCAAAGGUGACGAGCUUGUAAUUAUUCACCUUGGUGAUUGCUUGUGGAAGGAAAAAAGGGAGAUUACGGCUGCACACAUCUGCUAUUUAGUUGCUGAAGCAAAUUUCGAGUCAUACUCAGACAGUGCAAGACUUUGCUUAAUAGGAGCAGAUCACUGGAAAUGUCCUCGAACUUAUGCUAGUCCAGAAGCUAUUCAGAGGACUGAGUUAUAUGAAUAUUCAAAGCUGCUUGGAAACUCUCAGUUUGUUUUGCAUUCAUUUCAACCAUAUAAGCUUAUAUAUGCGUAUAUGCUUGCUGAAGUGGGAAAGGUUUCAGACUCAUUGAAAUACUGUCAAGCAGUACUGAAAUCCUUGAAAACUGGCCGUGCUCCAGAAGUAGAAACGUGGAAACAGAUGGUAUUAUCUCUUGAGGAGAGAAUUAGGACCCACCAACAGGGUGGAUAUGCUGCAAAUUUAGCUCCUGCAAAAUUAGUUGGCAAAUUGCUUAACUUUUUUGAUAGCACUGCCCAUCGGGUUGUUGGCAGUUUACCACCACCUGGUCCAUCAUCAUCACAAGGAACUGUUCACGGAAAUGAACAACAUUACCAGCAUAUGGCACCAAGAGUACCCACUAGCCAGUCAACAAUGGCCAUGUCAUCUUUAGUUCCAUCUGCUUCAAUGGAACCCAUAAGUGAGUGGACAGCUGACAAUAAUCAAAUGCCCAAGCCUAAUAGAAGUGUUUCAGAGCCAGAUAUUGGUAGAAGCCCAAGACAGGAAACGACAUCGUCUGAUGUACAAGGAAAAGUCCAGGUAUCGGGGGGUGCAUCACGCUUUCCUCGUUUUGGUUUUGGGUCACAACUUCUGCAAAAAACAGUGGGGCUAGUCUUGGGACCUCGCUCUGGUAAACAGGCUAAAUUGGGCGAGAAAAACAAGUUCUAUUAUGACGAAAAGCUGAAGAGAUGGGUAGAGGAAGGUGCUGAAGUUCCAGCUGAAGAAGCCGCUCUGCCACCACCACCUCCGACAACUGCUGCUUUCCAGAAUGGUUCAACUGAAUACAACUUGAAAUCUGCGUUGCAAACAGAAGGUUCGUCUCUGAAUGAGUUCUCGAGCACAAGAACUUCAAGUCCUGAACCUAGUCCAGGGAUGCCACCGAUACCACCUAGCUCAAACCAAUUCUCUGCUCGCAGUCGCUUAGGUGUUCGGUCAAGAUAUGUUGACACCUUCAACCAAAAUGGUGGAAACUCCGCAAACUUGUUUCACUCCCCUUCCGUUCCACCCGUGAAACCUGCUCUUCCUGCCAAUGCAAAGUUUUUUGUUCCAGCUCCUGUACCAUCAUCAAAUGAGCGAAAUAUGGAGGCUAUUGCCGAAAGCAACCUAGAAGAUAGUGCAGCUAAUGAAGAUCCUUCUACAUCUUCAACAAAUGAUUGGUCAUACCAUUCUCCGAAACAUGCACAACCACAAACGAUGACCAUGCAAAGGUUUCCAAGUGCAGGCAACAUCUCAAACCAGGGACAGAUAGAUGGCAGUAACUCUCAUUUUGCGCAUUCUCGUCGAACAGCUUCAUGGAGUGGAAGUUUUAAUGAUUCAUUUAGCCCUCCAAAAAUGGGUGAAAUUAAGCCUUCAGGUGAAGUUUUGGGCAUGCCAACAUCAACAUUUAUGCCUGAUCCAUCUUCAAUGCAAUCGACUAUGAAAAAAAAUAGCAGUUUUGGUGAAGAUCUUCAAGAGGUUGAACUAUGAAGCAUACACUCAAGCUCGUAAAUAUCAAAUUUUGUUUUUGAUCAUCAGAAUAAUUGGGACGUCCCUGCUUCUGCAUUUCUCUAGAAGUAUGGAAUAGUGGAACCACACCAGAUGGAGUUCAUACAGAAACAAAAUUAUAUCUAUCUCCCUGCCCCGUUCCCAUUCUCGUCUCGGUAUUUUUUAAAUUCCCAACUUCUGACCUGGUGAUGUAAGAUUAAAUGUGGUCUGCUUACUUGAUAAUAGGUGUUGUUUUGUUUAAAAUGCCAAGGAAUUGACAUCAGUUACCAUAUCAGGUUUAUGGAACUGGUGUCUUAUGUAGCAAGAAAAAUGGCUUCCUGUUUUUAGGUGAGUAGUACAACCCAUUUGUUCAUUUUAUUGAAACAAGAAACACAAUGCCUUGCGAGGGAAAAAGAUGGCCUCAACAGAUCAAGGACAAAGUAUAGUGUAUGGAAUUGUAAUAUAUAGUUUUGUCCCUUUUGUAUUGGUUUCAGUUUUUAAAUGAUGAUAUAAAUUUCCAGAUCAGCCUUCAAUAUAUAUUUAUGUAUAUGAUGUGAUGAUGGGGCAGGGAUGUAAGGCAUUGCUCGUCAGUGAUUGUUUUAGAAUGUUGUUGAACAGGGCUCAAUGCAAUAAAAAUAA
Molecule: messenger RNA, 5291 nt
Organism: Cicer arietinum (chickpea)
Lineage: Eukaryota; Viridiplantae; Streptophyta; Magnoliopsida; Fabales; Fabaceae
Product: protein transport protein SEC16B homolog
Biological process (GO): Golgi organization
Cellular component (GO): endoplasmic reticulum exit site; ER to Golgi transport vesicle membrane
Source: RefSeq, a predicted model, not a curated record